GUAAUUUUUACCGUUCUUCUCCUUUUUUUGAGAAUAUUACUUCCUCAUUAAAAAAAAUAACAAAGAAUAUUGAAGCAUUUAAUAAGAUUUUCAUUUUUUUUUAAAGAAAAGAGUUGAAUCACUAUUUCUAGACCCUAUUAUUUUCCAAUUCAUUCAAAGAUAAACAUGAAUACACAUUUUUGGACAAUACUAUUUUAUACAUUCGUAUAUUUAUUUCCAAUAAAGCAUGCAGCACAACUUGAAUUCGGUUAUGCUACACGUAUGCUACCAGAAUUUGGCGGUGGAUUCCCUAUACAAGAGCGUUCAAUACGUAUGUGUGGUGAUGACUUCUUACAGAAUCUUAAACGUGUUUGUGCAAUGCGCGGAAUUUAUACACCAAUAACACGUCAAAGACGAUCACCACAAAGAGUCUAUGAGAUAGAAAGAUUACUACAUCGGAAUAAACGUUUCGAUGAUCUUUGCACUCUAUACGCAAUCUACGAACCGGAUCAAGUUGUUACCCAGUGUUGUUGCAUCGGUUGUACACGAAAAUACCUCGAGCAAUUUUGUAAUCCAAACUAGAAUGAAAAGAUGAGCAGUGUGUUUUGUGAUGUUGAACAAACCCAAAACAAACACGUAUAAAUAAUUACGAUAACAAGAAAAAGAAAAGAAAUAUUUUAUUGUAUUUUAUUUUUAAAACUUAACACUUUAGAGAGAAAAUAGCAA
Messenger RNA from Trichobilharzia szidati, 705 nucleotides. The record is from the annotation of a GenBank genome assembly. Lineage: Eukaryota; Metazoa; Platyhelminthes; Trematoda; Strigeidida; Schistosomatidae.